AUGGCCUGUGAGUCAGAGGGGCAGCGGAGUCUGCGGCACCGAGCCUGGGCGGCCCCGGGGAGGGACCGUCGCGGGGAGGGGCGCAGCAAAGGCUGGGGGGCUGCAGGCGCCAGGGCCCGCUAGUGUUGCACUUCUGAACAGAGAAGAACCUAGCAGAGCAGGGCUCUCAGCCUGAGCCACCCUUUGUCUGGGUUGGGGGCCCGUGACAGGAAGGAUCAGGGAUCCGAGGGGAGGGACCGGGAAGGGACGGAAAGGCCCGGAGCAGCGGCCACCGCAGCGGAGCCAAUUUGGGAGCGGGGGUCCAGCUAAGCCGAGGAGCUGCACGGAAUGGUGGCAGUCACCUUGCCAGUGCAGCAGGCAUGGACCAGACUGCAAGUUAGGGGAUCAAGGCAUCAGUCAGGAAAAGGAGACACACGGCUAGGCUUGAGGCCUUUUCAUCGGGGUAAGUGCCAGGAAGAGGAAGGGGGUAGCAGGGCCAGUAAGAAGCCUGAGCUAAAUAUGUCAUGCUCUCAGGAGUUCUGAGAAUAGCCUCUAUGUUCCAUUAAUCCAUCAGGGAUUUGGAAACCUUCACUCCCAAGAACCUGUCUAGGUCACUUCUUCAGGCUAGGGGAGGAUCUAAAACUCAGCUGGAAGGAAGAAUACUCAUUGAUACCCCUGACCACCUUCUCUUCUCUUCACAGAUGUCCCCAGGCCCCCCAGCCCAGGCCCAAUAUAAAGGCCGUGUGGGGGGGCCCCCCUAACCCAAGGGGGGGCUUCAUGCGCCACGUGCAGGCGGAGCCGUCUCCAUCCUCAGAACCAGAGGCUGGCCCUUCACAGCCUCCAGUCAGACAGGGGGCCCUCCAGAGUGGCUUGCUCAUGGGCUAUAGCCCAGCAGGGGGGGCAACAUCCCCUGGGGUCUACCAGGUAUCCAUCUUUUCCCCUCCGGUUGGUGCCUCCGAACCUCAUAGGGCUCUGAAGCGGCCGGCCCCACCCACUGAGGUUCCCCGAGAGCUGAAGAGAGGCCCUGGGCUGGGGGCCAGAGAGGGACUACCCCCUGAAGAAUCAUCUACUGCGGGGCUAUUGGGCCCAGAGGGACUGGGGCUGGGACUGGGCGUGGCCAGCCAGCAUUUCUCCCAUCGUGGCCUCUGUGUUGUGGAACAGGGAGGUAAUGCCACUUCACCUUGGACUUCAGGGGCACAGAGUCCCACCUGGUCCCCAUCAAAUGCUUCCUGCAAUACUUUGCACACCAGAGACUGGGCUUCCCCUGAUUUAGGGGGACAGGGGUUCCUAGAGGAAUCUCCAGGGCCAGCCCCUUCAGGCCAACUGCACACACUUGACACUGAUUUGCACAGUCUUGCACAAAUAGGGGGUAAGAACCCAGUAGCUGGGGUGGGCAAUGGGGGCAACCCCUGGCAUAGGGAGUCCCCCAGCACUGCCAAUGGGCACAGUCCCGAGCACACACCCCCUGGCCCUGGACCUCCAGGCCCCUGUCCCACCAAGCGAAGGCUGCUUCCUGCUGGAGAAGCCCCAGAUGUCAGCUCUGAGGAUGAGGGGCCAGUCCCCCGGAAGCGCCGGGGGACCCUGGGCCACCCUCUUGCUGCCAACAGUUCUGAUGCCAAAGCCACACCCUUCUGGAGCCACCUGCUGCCCAGGCCCAAGGAGCCUGUAUUGGACCCAACAGAUUGCAACCCCAUGGGGCGGAGGCUGAAAGGUGCCCGUCGCCUGAAGCUGAGUUCCCUUCGAAGUGUCCAGAAGGGGCCAGGCCUGCUGAGCCCCCCCAGUGCCUCCCCUGUUCCUACCCCUGCUGUCAGCCGUACCCUGCUGGGCAACUUUGAGGAAUCAUUGCUACGAGGACGCUUUGCACCAUCUGGCCACAUUGAGGGCUUCACAGCAGAGAUUGGAGCUAGUGGGUCUUACUGCCCCCAGCAUGUCACGCUGCCUGUCACUGUCACCUUCUUUGAUGUUUCUGAGCAAAAUGCCCCGGCCCCUUUCCUGGGUGUCGUGGACCUGAACCCCUUGGGGAGGAAGGGUUACAGCGUGCCCAAGAUGGGCACCAUCCAAGUGACCUUAUUUAACCCCAAUCAGACUGUGGUGAAGAUGUUCCUCGUGACCUUUGACUUCUCGGACAUGCCUGCUGCCCACAUGACCUUCUUGCGCCAUCGCCUCUUUUUGGUGCCUGUGGGUGAGGAGGGAAAUGCUAGCCCCACCCACCGCCUCCUCUGCUACUUGCUGCACCUCAGGUUCCGGAGUUCCCGCUCAGGCCGCUUAAGCCUACAUGGAGACAUCCGCCUGCUUUUUUCCCGCCGGAGCCUGGAACUGGACACAGGGCUCCCCUAUGAGCUGCAGGCUGUGACUGAGGCUCCCCAUAAUCCACGUUAUUCACCUUUGCCCUGAUUGCCAGCAUUCUGAACGUAGGUGGGCCAAAAGCCCACCCAUCCUGCUCUAUCUUGGACAGGGUAAACACGUGGAAAGAUGGCGAGAGCUCCUUCAGGCUUGAAUUAAAGUCCUCGCCACACUCAUACCCAAAUUGAGUAUUUGGGUGUUAAAGCUUCUGAUCCUUCCACAACCUGUCCCACUCUGGGUACUCCACGUGCCUGUCCCCUCACUUGGGUUUCUCAGGCCAGCUUAGGUAAUAGGAAGGAACCAGAGCUACCCUGAGAUUGUCCCAAGUUCCCAGGCAAGUCAUGCCAGCGUUAACCCCCUGUCCUGGGCAGGGGCCACUUAUUAUUUUAUUUAUUUUUAAUUUAUAAUUUAUUCAAAUUGGAUUGCCUUGGUAACCUCCCAAACCUGAUAAUUGGCAUCACUCCUCCUCCUUUCCCACUCUCGGAUAUUGCUCCAACCUCAGGAGUUGAAGAGGCUGAUGUGGGGAGCAGAAGAGGAACUGCUCUCCCUCAGCUGAGGGCAGAGGGUUUAUUUCAGAGUGAUUGAGUCACAAGCCAAGGACUCAGCCUCCUGUGCCCUUCCCUAUUCCUUUCACUCCCCCUACCCUCUGAUUCAUUUUUGAAAGCCAAUUUGUGUGUGUGUGUGUGUGUCUAUGUCCCUGCGUGUGUGCACAAGCUCACAUUAUGAGGUAUGUGUAUGAGAAAGAGAGUGUGCGUGCAUGCACACACACAGAGGCUAAUCACCCCUCACCUAGGGCUUCAGAAUCAGUUUUCCCUAUCCUCCUACCUGUGUCUCCUUGCUUUGGAGUCCUGACUGAGGAAGGUGUCCAGGGGCAGAGUCAGGGCUAAGGACUGGGUUGCCUCCUCUCACCUGACCAGACUCUGACCCACCUACCUCAGCUGGGGUGAGGGGCACCCCUCAAACUCAGUCAUAUGGUUCCCAACUAUCCCAUUUUCCACUCCAGACUCUGACCUAGCCUCAGCCCUUAAAUUUUGGGACUUGGCUGAGGGGAAUAAGCAUUUGCUGAAACUUGAAAAAAUAAAGCAAAAACAGGAAAAAUUGUACUUGGUACAUUUUUUUUAGAAAAAAAUAAAUUCUUGGUUGGAAACUUGAA
Messenger RNA from Castor canadensis (American beaver), 3475 nucleotides. Lineage: Eukaryota; Metazoa; Chordata; Mammalia; Rodentia; Castoridae. The record is from RefSeq and is a predicted model, not a curated record.